This is a messenger RNA of Ochlerotatus camptorhynchus, 11870 nucleotides long. RefSeq names its product Dynein heavy chain at 62B (gene Dhc62B). NCBI's taxonomy places the organism in Eukaryota, Metazoa, Arthropoda, Insecta, Diptera, Culicidae. The record is from RefSeq and is a predicted model, not a curated record. Gene Ontology annotation, biological process: microtubule-based movement. The transcript has 9 exons. Gene Ontology annotation, cellular component: dynein complex. The coding region runs from base 21 to 11813 and encodes 3930 amino acids. Gene Ontology annotation, molecular function: dynein intermediate chain binding; minus-end-directed microtubule motor activity; dynein light intermediate chain binding.
GCAAAACUCACUGAACCGCGAUGAGUCGACGGUUGGCCAAGUUGCACAAACCGUGCGCCAAGCUGGACAAGUACGACAAUGAACCGUACAUGCAGAAUCCGCUGUUGAAUCUGUUCCUCUCGGAGGUGAAGGAGCGACGCCAUUAUAGCUUCAUCCAGCGCAAGGCUGCCGCGGAAAAGGUGAAAAUCUGCCGCCGCAAGACCGAGGAUCUGGACGAUGUCAUUCCAAAGCCCGAAUCGUACUAUGCCGAUCAGCUCCGGGAGCACGCCAAACGUGCUCCGGUUCCCAAGAUGCUCUCCAGAACCGAGGAGAAAAUCCUAUCCUAUGUGCCGAAACGCCUCCGGCAGCAGUACCCUACCGUCCUGGCGUCCUACAUGGCAGACGUGCAUGAAGAUUUCGACAAAGUUAUGAAAGCCUUCAGCUGCCAGAAGAUCUUCAAGCCGGCACCCGAUGACUAUGUUCCACCGAGGGAAAAGUUCGAAUUCAAGCGUCUCGGACGUACGGCAAAUUACAAACAUUUUCUCAAGCACAAGGCCGCUAUCCAGAAGAACCUGCUGAUUCCGCAUCCGUUCAUACGAUGUAUUAUUCACUACUCCUAUACUGACCUUCCACCGGUGCUGAACGACUACACCAAGUAUAGGAUGGAAGAGGAAAUAACCUUGAAUGAGCUUCGCGACAUGGCCAAGAAGGAACUCCAGGGCUGCAACAAUUUCAUCGCCCAGGAAUGGUAUCCGAAGAUCACUCGGAUAUUGAAGAAACACUAUGAUCGUCGAACGCUUCCGAAGUCCAUGUGGCUGAAAGUCAUCAACUGCGCAUCGGGCCUGAUCAAUCGUCAACUGACCGAGCUGAAGCUGCGAACCAUCGAGCACCUCCGCCUGACCGUACUCAAUGUUCAUAAAAUUCCACAGAUGAAGAUCAUCGCCAUAUGUGACGACGGGAUGGUGGAUCUGUUUCCAAGCCUGAACGAUAUCUACAGCGUGUAUCAGAAUGCGAUCGAGGACAUUGCUACCGUGGGUUCACGCUUGGAUCCACUGGAGAACAUGAUCGAUGCUCAGGCAUUUGUGACCAAGGUCAAUUUUAUGAAGAUUGGCAUCGGUGAGAUUUCGCUCCGGGAAGCUCACGACGCACUGCAAUUGGCUCUGGAAGAGACCUUCGAACCAUUGACUGCCUAUUUGAAGGACUUCCAGGAGCAGUUUGUCGGGUUAAUCAGCCGGGAGACCCGGGACGAGCUGAAUGAGUUUCUGAGUGAGCCGCGUUCGUUCGAGGAGUAUCUGGAGAAGAUUGAUCAGUUCCAGGUGUAUAACGACAAGAUCAAGAACAUGGUGAUGAAGGAGUACUUCUAUGUGGCCAUCGUGAAUCAAUCGGAUGCGAUCGGUAGCGUAAGGAAGAUGGUGCGGGAAUAUAUAGAGCGUAUUGCGUCGAACAUUGCGGUGGAACAUAGGAAAGAGAGCCAACGGAUCUGCAGGGAGUUUGAGGAGAUUAAGGAUAGGGCAUUGGAGAUACCGUCUUCGACGGAACAGCUGAUGGCCAACGGGGAGUAUAUGAACCGAGCCAAGACGGAGGUAAUCGAGGAGCUGAGAGAGAAGAUCCAAGAGUCAAUGCGGAUUGGUGCUUACUUGGUGGAGUUGCUGGAAUUGCCACCCGAUCACAUGGACGUCCAGGUGGAGAGCAUCAACUGGUACUUCCGAAUUCAGGCUGUUUUCGAUAUCAAUUCGACAAACUUUGAGACCUACAAGUUUCAAUUUGAAGAGAAGCUACAGGAAGUGACCAAGCAGCUGAACGAAAAGAUGGAGGAGAUGAUUCCAAACAUCGCGAUCAUAAACGAUAUGACGGAAACUGAAAAGUUCAGGGACUACGUAAUGCUGUUGCAGGGUUACAUCGAUCAGAUCUUCGUCUUUGAGGACUAUGUCAAGUGGAUCAACAAGGAGGAGGUGUUGUUCAAGUUUCCCAAGUCACAGUACGCGGUGCUGGAAGCGAUCAAGACGUUCAUUGUGCCAUUCUACAAAUUAAUUAGGUUAUGCAUGCGUUGGCUUCGAUACUACAACGUCUGGAUGGACGGUCCUUUCGAAUAUCUGGAGCCACACUUUGUGGAAUCGAAAACGGAGGAAUUCCUCAAGGAGUUCCAGAGGACUCAGAAGUACUAUCGAAAUCGCAUCAAAGCAGAUAUGUUGGAGAAUACGCUCUGCAAAUUUAAGGGUCAAACGGAAGAUCCGGAUCCGGAGAAACAUCCGUGCCCUUUGAAGCUUUGCGCCCGGAUGACACAGUCUAUCAAAGACUUCCACCUGGGAGUCUACAUCGUCAACAUUAUGUGUAAUCCGGCGCUAAAGGAUCGUCACUGGGACGAGAUGUCGGAAAUUGCCGGUUUCGAUUUGACCCCGGACGCUGGAACUACGCUGCGGAAGAUCAUCAACCACAAGUUGGACAAGGAUCUGGACAAGUUUGAAAUCAUCAGUAUCGGAGCCAACAAGGAACUGCAGCUGCAGAAGAACCUGGUGGCAAUGAUAAAAGAGUGGGAGACGAUCGAGUUCAAGCUGAAUCCUUUCAAGGACACGAACAUCAACAUUCUGUCCGGGUUGGAUGAGAUCCAAGCGGUGUUGGAUGAUCACAUUAUUAAGACGCUGGCCAUGCGAGGUUCAGCGUUUGUGAAGCCAUGUGAGAAGGAGGUCAAGGAGUGGUACAAGACGUUGACCAGAGUCAACAAGACUAUUGAACAAUGGGGAAAGGUACAGGGUACUUGGUUGUAUCUGCUGCCGAUCUUUUCGUCGGCGGAUAUCGUAGCGCAGAUGCCGAACGAGGGAAGGAUGUUCCAACAAGUCGAUAAAACCUACCGAAUGUAUAUGAAAGCCGUCGAAGGGAAUCGAUCGGUCAUGAAUGUGGCAGCAGCUAAAGGAGUUCAGGAAGCGCUGGAGCAGUCCAAUGAAAUGAUGGAAGAGAUCACCAACGGAGUCAAUGAAUAUCUGGAGAAGAAACGUUUAUAUUUCCCAAGAUUCUUCUUCCUGUCCAACGAUGAAAUGUUGGAGAUCUUAUCGGAAACGAAAGAUCCACUAAGAGUUCAACCGCAUUUGAGUAAGUGCUUCGAAGGUGUUAAUCGGCUGGAGUUUGAUCAGGCCUUGGAUAUUCGUUCAAUGUUCAGUAUCGAGAAGGAAAAUGUCCAUUUCGUAGAGAAGGUAUCGACUGCGGAAGCUCGUGGCAGUGUGGAAAAGUGGUUACUUCGUGUGGAGGAGGAGAUGUUGAGGGCCGUUUUACAUCAGAUCAACGGAAGUUACGAAUCGUAUAAAGAGAAACCACGUCACGAUUGGGUACUGGAUUGGCCAGGCAUGGUAGUGCUUUGCGUGUCGCAGAUCUACUGGGCAGCGAAUAUACACGCAUGCUUAGGAAGGAGGCUAGAAGCUAUCGUUGAAUACCAUGAUCAGCUUCAGCAAGAGCUGAUGGAUGUUGUAAUGUUGAUCCGUUCUAAAGAGAUCACCAACUUGGAUCGCAUUACAAUCAAGGCCUUGAUCGUUAUCGAUGUCCACGCGAAAGAUGUCGUAGAUGAUCUGAUCAAGCAGCAAAUCCACACGGAAAAUGACUUCCAGUGGUUGGCACAAUUGCGCUACUAUUGGAGCCAGGACGAAGUGACAGUUAAGAUUAUCAAUGCAUCGGUGCGGUACGCUUGUGAAUAUUUAGGAAACUCAGAUCGAUUAGUUAUAACUCCCCUGACCGAUCGCUGCUACCGAACGUUAAUGGGAGCGUAUCAACUGCAUCUGAAUGGGGCUCCUGAGGGUCCAGCUGGAACGGGUAAAACAGAAACGACCAAGGAUUUGGCGAAGGCUUUGGCCGUUCAGUGUAAGGUGUUCAACUGUUCCGAUGGACUGGACUACAAGGCUAUGGGCAAGUUCUUCAAAGGCCUGGCGUCUUCUGGAGCAUGGGCUUGUUUUGACGAAUUUAACAGAAUUGAGCUGGAAGUCUUGUCGGUCGUCGCUCAACAGAUCUUGUGUAUCAUCGUGGCUGUCCGAGCCGGAGUGCAGAAGUUUAUCUUCGAAGGAACGGAACUGAAUCUAAAUCCUGCAUGCUACGUCUGCAUUACAAUGAAUCCAGGCUAUGCCGGUCGGUCGGAGCUUCCGGACAACCUGAAGGUGCUCUUCCGUACCGUAGCAAUGAUGGUGCCAGACUACGCCAUGAUUGGAGAGAUUUCCUUGUACUCCUUUGGAUUUACCAAUGCACGAUCCCUAGCGGUGAAGAUCGUCACAACCUACCGGCUCUGCUCGGAACAACUGUCAUCACAGAAUCACUACGACUACGGAAUGCGAGCCGUCAAGACUGUACUGCAAGCUUGCGGAAAUCUCAAAAAGGCCUUUCCAGAUGAGGACGAGGAAAUACUACUUCUUAGAUCCCUGUUGGACGUAAAUCUACCAAAGUUUCUGAGAAAAGACGUCCCGCUUUUCGAAGGGAUCAUCUCCGAUCUGUUUCCGGGAGUGGCGCUUCCCCAAGCAGACUACACGCUGCUGACCCACGCAUUCAACGAUGUCUGCAAGGAUAUGAAACUGCAACCUAAGGAUACCUUCCUCACCAAGGUGAUUCAAACGUACGAGAUGAUCAUCGUACGUCACGGGUUCAUGCUGGUGGGACAGCCAUAUUCCGGAAAGUCGAUGACCCUGAAAGUUCUCGCCGAGUGUUUGACAAAGUUGAAGGGAAAAAGUGACAAUCCGUACUUCCAUCGAGUGCGCUAUGAAGUGGUGAACCCCAAAGCGAUUACCAUGGGUCAGUUAUACGGAGCAUUCGAUCCUAUUUCAUAUGAGUGGACCGACGGAAUUGCUUCGACUAUUUUCCGAGGAUUCGCUAGUGAUACAAAGUCCGAUCGAAAGUGGCUGAUCUUCGAUGGACCGGUCGAUGCUGUAUGGAUUGAGAACAUGAAUACGGUUCUGGACGACAAUAAGAAGUUGUGUUUGACUUCCGGGGAGGUCAUUACGAUGACUGGGGAGAUGUCUAUGAUAUUUGAGGUUAUGGAUCUGGAGCAGGCAUCCCCGGCAACGGUCUCCCGCUGCGGAAUGAUCUUUAUGGAACCGACACUGAUUGGAUGGGAGGCUUUUGUGAAGUCGUGGAUUCAGCGCUGUAACAAGCAGUGGACAGCGGAUUGGGAGGAUUUGCUGUUGGAGAUCUUCCGUUGGGUGGUUACGGACUGUUUGACAUUUAUUAGAAGGCAGUGCAGACAGUAUCUCCACCCGGGAGAUAUCAAUUUGUUGACAUGCACGAUGAACAUCUUCCAAAUGGUGAUCGACGAAGCGGUUCACGAGAGUCCGGAUGAGUACGGGAAGUAUCUCUUCACAUGGUUCCAGGCAGCGUUGAUGUAUUCGGUCGUUUGGGGAUUGGCAGGUAUUUUGGAUAUGGAGUCAAAGGUGAAGUUUGAUGAGUUUUAUCGAGAGAUUUGGAAGGGUACUGACGAGAACCAUCCAGUUCCGGAUGCUUUGGGGAAGAUCGAUGUGUCGAUGCCAGGCGAGGGCAUGAUCAUGGACUAUGUGUACUAUUUCAAACAGAAGGGGAACUGGCGUUAUUAUCCGGAUAUGGUACGGCAGAUGAAGAACGAAGUUGGGAUCACCCUCCUGGUUCCUACACUGGAUUCCGUGCGUUACAUGCACAUCUUGGACAUUCACGUGAAGAACAAGAAACCGCUUCUCUUGGUAGGGCCAACCGGCACGGGAAAGACCUACUACUUUCAGAACUAUCUAAUGAGCAAAAUGGACCAGACGACCUUCCUGCCUACUCUCAUAACCUUCACGUCCCAGAUUACAGCGAACCAAACACAAGACCUGAUAAUAUCCAAGUUGCUUAAGAAGAAGCGUAGUCACUACGGACCUCCGGAUAACAAGACUUCCGUCCUGUUCAUCGACGAUAUGAACAUGCCGGCCAAGGAGAUCUACGGAGCUCAACCACCGAUCGAAUUAAUCCGUCAAUACUUUGACUACAGCCAUUGGUAUGACCUGAAGGAUGCCUCCAAGUUGCAUCUGCAGAAGAUCCUCAUUAUGGCUGCCUGCGGUCUACCGGGUGGAAGCCGUCAGAACGUCUACGAACGAUUCCUGUGUCACUUUGACAUCUUUUCCAUCAGCAACUUCAACGAUGAGACCAUGUUCAAGAUCUUCAGCAACGUGCUGCUGGAUGGCUACAAACGGGGAGGUCACGCCACGGAUGUUACAACGAUGGUCAAUAUGAUCGUGACCGCAACGCUGGAUGCGUAUCAGUUUGCGUGUGCGAAGCUGCUUCCAACUCCGGCCAAGUCACAUUACAUCUUCAACUUGAGGGACGUUUCACGAGUCAUUAGCGGUUGCUCCAUGCUGAAGCGAGAAUCGGUGGAGAGUAAGAAGGUUUUUCCGCGCCUGUGGAUGCACGAAGCCAUGCGAGUAUUCUACGAUCGACUGGUUAACGAUGCAGAUCGAUUGUUCGUGUUCGACAAACUGAAUCAGAACUUGAAGAGCUUCUUCAAGGAACGUCCGGAGAUACUGCUACCGGAUUUCUUCGACGAGCAGACUGGUGCCGUUCAGCUUGGUAAUUUGAAUAACUUGAUGUUUGGAAGUUACUUUGAUGCGGAUGCCGAACCGGAAGAUCGCAAGUAUGAGGAAACUCAGCAGGUGGAACAAUUCAAAGAUUUGGCCAAUCGGGAUCUUGUGGAGUACAACAGUACGCACAAAGCAAAGAUGGAUAUCGUGCUAUUUCAGUAUGCUCUGCAGCACCUGAACAAGAUUUGUCGGGUUAUGUCCAUGCCGGGAGGAAGCUGUAUGCUGGUCGGUAUGGGUGGCUCCGGGCGGCAGUCCUUGACGAAGUUGGCCGCUCAAAUGUGCGGACAGUCACUGUUUCAACCGGAGAUUACUAAGUACUACGGGCUAAACGAAUGGAGAGAGGAUUUGAAGAAGGUGUUAAAGGAAGCCGGAGGAAUGGGCCGUGAUACUGUAUUCUUGUUGACGGAAGCUCAACUUAAGGAGGAGAUCUUCCUUCAGGAUAUUGAUUGCCUUUUAAACAUCGGAGAAGUUCCUAACAUAUUCCCGGUUGACGAGAAGCAGGAAAUUCUGGAAAUGGUUCGGCUAGCCGCUCAAGGUGGUAAUCGAAACCUGGACAUCAGUCCACUGGAGGUGUUCCAGUUCUUUGUUAAUCGUUGUAAACAGAAACUGCACAUAGUCAUCUGUUUCAGCCCGAUUGGAUCUGCCUUGAGAACCCGUAUUCGUCUAUAUCCAUCCUUGGUGAACUGCUGCACCAUCAAUUGGUUCGACGCAUGGCCGGAAGACGCACUGGAGAAGGUCGCAGAAAUGUACAUGAAGGAAUUGAACGUUGCCUCCUCGGUGAAGGAAUCGAUUGUGGUGACCUGCAAACAUUUCCACGUAGUGGCACGAGAAGUCUCUACAGAGUUCACCACAGCCACUAGUCGAGUCACCUACAUCACAUCUGCUUCCUACUUGGAGUUGAUCAAGUGCUUCCGUAACCUUACCAAGAAGCACCAAUCAGAGAUCAUGCAGAAUAAGAUGCGCUACCUUGGGGGUUUGGAGAAGUUGGACGCUGCAGCCGAUGCCGUGUCGACGAUGCAAAAGGAGCUCAACGCUCUACAACCGACGCUGAUCGUGAUGGCUGAGCAGUCUCGGAAGAUGACCGAGGAGAUUGAAAAGGAAUCCAUCGAAGCAGCUGCCGCUACGGAGCAGGUCAAGAAGGAUGAAGUAGUGGCAAACGUCCAAGCUGCCGAAGCGCAAGUAUUGAAGGCAGAUUGCGAAAAAGAUCUUGCUGGAGCGAUUCCAAUUUUGGAAGAAGCGAUCCAAGCGCUAAAUACUUUGAAACCAAACGACAUAACGCUGGUGAAAUCAAUGAAGAAUCCCCCCGAAGUGGUCAAACUGGUUAUGGCAGCAAUUUGCGUCAUGAAGGGCAUCACACCGGAUAAGGUCACGGAUCAGGCAACCGGGAAGAAGAUGCUGGACUUUUGGGGCCCCAGUAAGCGAUUGCUGGGCGAUAUGGGUUUCCUUCAGACACUGAAGGACUAUGACAAAGACACCAUCAAUCCGGAUAUUAUGAAGAAAAUUCGAAAGGACUUUAUCCCUCACAAGGACUUCCAGCCUCACAUCGUAGCGAAGGCAUCCAGUGCGGCGGAGGGUCUGUGCAAGUGGAUCAUUGCGAUGGAUUUGUAUGAUGCCGUGGCAAAGAUUGUGGCUCCGAAGAAGGAAAAGCUGCGACUAGCGGAGAAGGAAUACGCGGAGACGAUGGCGUUGCUUAACGAGAAGCGACUACUGGCGGCUAAUUUGGAGAGGAAAGUAGCCGAGUUGAAUGAUAACUUGGAAGAAGCGAAUCGAAAGAAGCAGGAAGUGGAGGACGAGGUUCAGAUGUGCAAAGAUAAGUUGCAACGAGCGGAGACAUUGAUUGGAGGCCUUGGAGGAGAGAAAACUCGAUGGACGGUUUCAGCAGAGAGAUUGCAACAGUUGUACGACAACUUAGCUGGAGACAUUUUGGUAUCUAGCGGCGUGAUUGCCUACCUAGCUCCACUGACGGCGACGUACCGAAAUAAGUGCAUUGAAAAUUGGCAUGCGUUUGUCAUGGAGAUAGGGAUUCCUUGCUCGGAAAAGUAUAGCGUGGUGGAUGUAUUGGGGUCGAUGAUCAAGAUCCAGAACUGGAACAUUUCCGGUUUGCCGACCGAUGCGUUUUCUGUGGAAAACGGGAUCAUCAUGGACAGUUCCAGCAGGUACAGCUUAUUCAUCGAUCCGCAGUUUCAAGCGAACAAAUGGAUUAGAAACAUGGAAAGGAAUAACCAUCUGCAGAUCUUGAAGUUUUCGCAGGCGGACUACAUGAAGCGGUUGGAGUCCUGCAUCGAGCACGGUUAUCCGGUGUUGAUCGAGAACAUCUUCGACGAAUUGGAAGCACCUUUGGAUCCACUGCUGAAUAGGAAUACCUUCGUUCAGGGAGGCGUCGAAUAUCUCAGCUUGGGAGACAACGUUAUUCCAAUUUCAGCGAAAUUUCGACUGUAUUUGACAUCGGGGUUGCGAAAUCCUCACUAUCUACCAGAAGUAUUCAACAAAGUGACGAUCAUCAACUUUGCGCUGACCAUCAAGGGUUUGGAAGACCAACUUCUCGGGAUCGUGGUUGCCAAGGAACGUCCGGACCUCCAAGAACUACGCCAGAAUCUGAUCCUACAAGGUGCAAAGAACAUAGCUAUGCUAAAGGAGGUUGAGGACAAGAUUUUGAAGACGCUGUCUGAGAGCAAGGGAGACAUUUUGGAGGAUGAGAGUGCCAUCAAGAUUUUGGAUGACUCAAAGCGUAUUUCGAUCGAUAUUGUCAAGAAGCAGGAGGACUCAAAAGAAAUCGAAGCCAAGAUUGAAGCGUUCCGUCAGAGCUAUCGUCCUGUCGCCGCACACUCUUCUACGCUGUAUUACUGUAUCACAGAGCUACCGAACAUCGAUCCAAUGUAUCAAUUUUCGUUGUUGUGGUUCAUAAAUCUGUACAUUUACUCGAUCGAGAAUGCCAACAGGACUAAGGAUCUUCUCCGGCGAUUGAAAUUUCUGAUGGAUGCUGUCACCUUGAACCUGUACAACAAUGUCUGCAGAUCGCUAUUCGAGAAGGAUAAAUUACUAUUCUCAUUCGUGUUGACUACGAAAAUUAUGAUCUCCUGUAAUCAGAUCGACACGAAGGAGUUUGAAUUUCUUUUGCUCGGAGGAGAGAAAAGUACCAUCGAUCUACCAAUUCCGGAUCCCAGCUGGAUAACUGAUAAACUCUGGGAGGACAUCCGUCGCUUAGAACAACUGCCGGAGUUUACCGGAUUCGUGGAAAGCUUCCGUGAGCACAAGGACUCCUGGAAACGUUACUACGAUGUGGAAGACACUCACGUGGAAAAACUUCCCACUCCUUGGCAGGAGAAGACCAACCGCUUCGAGAAGCUUAUAGCUCUACGCACGUUCCGACCCGACAAGGUCGUUCUAGCAAUCACCGAAUUCGUAGCGUCAGAGAUGGGUCCAGCUUACGUACUCCCACCCCCAUUUGAUAUUUCCAGGUCCUUCGAGGACUCCAAUUGCCUAACACCAUUGAUCUUCAUCCUAUCGCCGGGUGCAGACCCAAUGAACGCCUUGCUACUAUUCGCCGAAAAAAUGGGGUUCGAUGAAACCUUCCAAGCGAUCUCGCUAGGUCAAGGACAGGGCCCGAUUGCCCAAAAAAUCAUCGAACGAGCUCAAGAAGAAGGCACCUGGGUGUGCCUUCAGAAUUGUCAUCUAGCCGCUUCCUGGAUGCCAACGCUGGAAUACCUUUGGGAAAAUAUGGAUCUCUUCAACACCACGUCCUCUUUCCGUCUGUGGCUGACGAGCUAUCCUUCGGAACAAUUCCCAUCCAGUAUUCUACAGAACGGAAUCAAAAUGACCAACGAACCACCCACGGGUCUCCAGCAAAAUCUGCUACGAUCGUACAAAUCUGAACCCAUGAACGACGACGCCUUCUACACCGGCUGUGCUGGAAAAGACCGCUCAUUCUCCAAGCUUCUCUAUGGAAUCUGUUUCUUCCACGCGGUCGUCCAAGAACGCCGGAAAUUCGGUCCCCUCGGAUGGAAUAUCUCCUACGGUUUCAACGAAUCCGACUUCCAAAUCUCCGUCCUUCAACUGCAAAUUUUCCUUAACCAGUAUGAGGACAUUCCUUACAUGGCGAUCUCCUAUCUAACCGGAGAAUGUAACUAUGGAGGACGCGUUACUGACGCCUGGGAUCGACGUGCAAUCGUAACCAUCUUGGCGGACUACGUCAACGACCGAGUCGUAAAUGAUCCAAACUACCGCUUCUCCAACCAAGGCGAUUGCUAUGGGGUUCCACUGAGAAACGAACAUCGGGAGUACGUUGCCCAUAUCAAGAAUAACGUUCCAAACUAUCCCAGUCCAGCCGUGUACGGAUUGCAUCCGAAUGCGGGCAUUACGAGGGAUCUGAAUGCUUCCAAAGUGCUGCUCGAGUCGAUGAUGAUGACUCUAGGAGGAUCGUCGGAAAUGAGCGAUGCCGAUAAGGAGAAGAACAUUUUGGUGGUUAUUGAAGGGAUUCAGAGUCGGUUACCGGCGGAUUUCGAUAUUGAGCUGGCUAAGGCGAAAUACCCGGUGGAUUAUAGCGAAUCGAUGAAUACGGUGCUGGUACAGGAGAUGGAACGGUUCAACAAUCUACUGCAGGAGAUCCGAAGCAGUUGCGUUAAUCUGAAGAAGGGUAUCGCGGGAUUGGUUGUGCUGACACCGGAGUUGGAAUCGGUUUAUAGUGCCAUUAACUUUAAGAAGAUCCCGGACAGUUGGAUGAAGAAGUCGUAUCCGAGCUUGAAACCGAUCGGAGCGUAUGUAAACGACUUUUUGGAACGUUUGGCUUUCUUGGAGACGUGGUAUCAGACGGGAAAACCGAAUGUGUUCUGGAUAUCUGGGUUCUACUUUACGCAGGCUUUCCUGACGGCGGCGAUGCAGAACUACGCACGGAAGUACAGUAUUCCAAUUGACGUUCUGACGUUCGAUUUUGAUGUAUUGAAAGCGACGACGGUUAAUUCUGCUCCGGAGGAUGGCAUCUAUAUUGAAGGGCUAUUUUUAGAAGGAGCUAAAUGGAAUCUUAGGGGAAGUUACCUCGAGGAACAGCUACCAAAAAUGCUGAUUGAUGUGAUGCCGAUCAUUCAUAUUAUGCCCAUCAAGAGCGCUCAACUGGAGGAAGGCAAUCGCUACAAGUGCCCGGUGUACAAGACUGCCGAACGGAAGGGCACCCUUUCGACGACCGGGCAUUCAACGAACUACGUCAUUCCCAUACUACUCGGAACUAGACUGAACAGUGCCCAUUGGGUCAAGCGAAGUGUGGCACUUCUAUGCCAGAAUUCAGAAUGAAGACUUUUUUUUGGAAUCAUAUUUUUCAGAUAAAUUUACAACUACGGUUCAAUUGUG